Frankliniella occidentalis (western flower thrips) is the source of this 1354-nucleotide messenger RNA. RefSeq lists its product as uncharacterized. Lineage: Eukaryota; Metazoa; Arthropoda; Insecta; Thysanoptera; Thripidae. The record is from RefSeq and is a predicted model, not a curated record. The transcript has 7 exons. Bases 78 to 1241 code for a protein of 387 amino acids. Gene Ontology annotation, biological process: RNA polymerase I preinitiation complex assembly; transcription elongation by RNA polymerase I; nucleolar large rRNA transcription by RNA polymerase I. Gene Ontology annotation, molecular function: DNA binding. Gene Ontology annotation, cellular component: RNA polymerase I complex.
AACCCGCAUGUGCAUGACUGUGGCUGCUGUAACCUCCAAUCCACAACAAACAAUAAACCUUUUUGUUCUGCUGCGCAAUGUCUACUUCAAAGGACGUAUGUGUUGUCCGGGACGUUAAAUUAAGAAGCUCACAACUUGGUCCCGUUUUAGUUAACUUUGAACAUGCCAGAUUGAAGAAGGAAGAUGCACUAGAUUUGAAAUGCGGAGUUUAUACGUCCGACAACAACUCUAAUGUAUGCACCAUCGCUGCUGUUGCUGCUGAUGGAGAUGUGUUAUAUCAAGGUGAUGUUCUCAAAGAGGAUGGUGACCUUUGUAGAACAUUUUUAGCAGUACGAAACAAGAAAACAAACAAGAUGCGUUUAAUUGAAACCAGCCAUGUUAUGCUUUCCCCAAGUAUCGGUAGCAACGAUAUUGAUCAAUUGGGUAUGGAAGACAAGAAGCAAGCACAUUAUAAUCUGAGCCAUGCCUUUGGUUCUAAAAAGGCCAAAAGAAUUGCUGAUCAAAAGGCAAGAAUGGAAGUUAAUGUAGAUUCUGUUAAGGACAAACUUUCUUCCACAGUUAAUGAUAUUGUUGUGAAAGAAGAUAUGUUAGCGACAACUGAGGAUGAUAGCUUCACUAAAUUACUCCCCCUUUGCAAUCGAGAGGCAAAAGCUCCAGCUGAUGUGUACCCUAUUAGUGGUCUUCUGAAGAGAAAAGAGCUUGAAAGUUUGGAAAAUUAUUAUACUAAAGCUAUUGAAAGUGAAGAGCUCAAAAUUUCUGAAAUGUCUCAUCUUUACAAACAUUUGUCUAAAAAGAUUGCAGUAGGAAACACUACAUCGCAGGCACUUCUCUUGUAUGCCGAAGCUUUAAUACAUUUUUGCAAUUUACGUCGCAGCGAUGUUAAAUCAUGCCUUAAGAAGAAAGAAAUGUUGUGCUCUUUUUCUGAGGUACUCCAGAAAAGAAUAUCAAAAGAAUUCUUAUCUGUCAACGGUAUUUCCGUAUCAAGACCACAGUCGUUUUUGGAUAAGGCUGUUCUCCAUGUUAUUAUCAUUAGUCUGCAUGUUGGUGUUUUCCAAUUAGAUUUAGAUGUUGUGGCACAAAGUAUUAAGGAUAUGGACCUCAAUAGAAUUAGAAUGCUUGCUCGUGCUGUUGGCACAGUUCCUGUUAAAACCCAGACAGCUGUAAAGAAUCUUGUUAUGCUUAAGGUGCCACUUCCAUCCCCGCAAUCCAUGAUUAUGAAAACUCGCAAGUCGCGAAGAUAACUGCGGAAUCAGGACUUACAUGGUAAUUCCCUACAUGAUUUUUUUUUUUCCUACCUCCUGCAAUAGUUGGGUGUAGACUUGUGAUUCUGUUGUGAAUAUAUUCAUUGUCAGAA